Molecule: messenger RNA, 735 nt
Organism: Haliaeetus leucocephalus (bald eagle)
Lineage: Eukaryota; Metazoa; Chordata; Aves; Accipitriformes; Accipitridae
Product: inducible T-cell costimulator-like
Exons: 6
Coding region: 11-649 (212 amino acids)
Biological process (GO): T cell tolerance induction; T cell costimulation; cell-cell adhesion
Source: RefSeq, a predicted model, not a curated record
UCAGGCGAGCAUGAAGUUGGUUGCUGUAACUUUCUGUGUUCUCUGCUUUCAGUUUGAAGCCCUGUAUGGAGUUGAUAGCUGCUCGUCAAGACCAUGUAAAAAUAUAGAUCAGCCUCAUGUCUCUGACCCCCAAGUGAUGGUGGAAUUUGAAAAUGGAAACUUCAAGUUCACAUUCCCCAACCCAAAAAAUGUGAGCGAGUUCAGCAUGACCCUCUUCAAAGGGCAUGAAAAGAAGGAGAUCUGUGCACUCCAUUUGAGUGAGGAAAAAGUUAUCCCCAAGAGUAAUGUCAUCUACUGUCAGACAGAGCACUCAAAUAGCAGCACCACUUUCAUUCUUAAAAAUCUGGAAAGAAAGCAUAUCGACAUUUAUACCUACUGCCUGGAGAUGUUCUUACCCCCUCCUUAUAUAGAUUGCCGGCUGAAAGAAACCUAUUUGUAUAUCCAAGAUAAGGAAGACUGCAUUUCACUGGGACUCAUGUCAUGGAUAAUUAUUGGUUUGAUCAUGUUUGCCAUGAUUUCCUGUGUCUGCUGUGUUGUAGCCUGUUGCUUAAGGAACAAGAAACAGCAGUGUGAAUCCAACUCCCAUGAGUACAAUAGUGAAUACAUGCCCAUGGCAGCAGUGAAUGCAGCUAAAAAACCAAGAAUCUGAGGUACAAGUUGCCUGUGGCAUGGAAAUUCUGGCAGCAGAGCUUUCCAGCUACUUGAACCUGGACAAUGGGAAAUCAGCAUUUCCUC